AUGGCUGACUCAGACGCCAGCGCGGACACAGAUGCGUCCAUUGGGCGCAAGAGGACUGCUGCGCGUCCUCCGUUGGCGGGCUCUACAGGCUCGGAAACGGAGACGGAUGAGCGAGUCCGCGCCAAAGAAAACAAGGCGCGUAGAGGGAGGCCUAUUGGGUCGGGGAGGGGCACGGGGAGGGGCACGGGUAUUGCUCGCGCACGCGCAGAUCUGCGCAAAAUGGAGGCUGAGGCCAGGGAGGCCGAGUUUGAGCGCGCGCUUGAGGCGCGCGCUUUUAGAAAGAAGAAGGGAGAUAGGGAGGACAAGUUGGAUAAGGCGGACAAGGCAGUGUUCGAAUUUGGCUCGGAGCUGUCAAACUCUGAAACCCAGGAGGAGGGGAUCUCUGCAAGAGACGUGCAGGGCCUGAGAGCGGAGGCAGGACGCAGCGUGACGGAAAUCCUACACGUUGCCAGGACCUCUGGCAACUUGAAGGGAGAGUACGUCCGCCGUCUCAAAUUGGCUGCAGAGGCUCUGACGGGGAUUGUGGACGCUUUGGCGUCUCGCUCCUCGAGCGAAGAGACAAGGAAGGUGGCUGCUGACAAUGAGCGGCUGCGCAAGGAGGUGGAGAACCUCAAGGCGGAGGAUCUAGGUUUUCCGUCGUGGGCAACAUGCGUCGAAGAUUUCAUAACAAAACAUCGGGAGGCGUUGGAAAGUACCCACGUUUCAGAAAACCUCCAUCAUUGGAUCGAUAUCACCUUUGGUUACAAACUCUCAGGUACGGCAGCAGUAAAAGCAAAGAAUGUGUGUCUGUCCCUAGUGGACGGACAUACGCGUACAAGGCGGGGUUCGACGGUACAGUUGCUGACGGCGCCUCACCCACCACGCCGCAUGAGGGCGCCGCCGCCCGCCCCGCCUAGGUUGCGAUGGACGGUCCCGAGAGAUUCUAAAAAAUCCGUCCGAGACAGUUCUGAUGAGGUAUCAGACGAUGAAGAAGAGUCCAGUAGUCUUCCACAGCAUGUAUCGCGUUUGAGCGUUCCGUCCCAAAGAACCCGUCGACAAAAAAGCAGUUCUAGAGCACGUUCUUUAUGUAAGAGUCAAGAUGAUGAUGUAUCUAUUAGUGAAAGUAGGGCAUCCUCCCAUUCGAGACACUAUAGGGUCCAAAAAUCUGAACUUGGCAAGGGGAUUAUAUAUUUGCCCAAAGAAUUUAACCCUGCUGCAUCUAUACUGGCUCUCGAGACCUUAGAUAACUUCCGAACUAAAUGCUUUUUUAGUAAAGCUGAGGAAAAGGGAAAGCAAAAGGAAAAUGUAACUUUGAAUUUAUGCGCAGUACAUCAGGAUACAAAAGAGAAUGGAAAUGCAACGUCUAAAGAUGUUACCGAAGAAACCGCUUUUACCAAUCACAUGUUUUUAGCGUCUUAUGAUCAGGGUUAUCUCAAAAAGUUCAAUCAAGAUAAUUUGGAAAACGUUUUAAAAGAAAGAAAAAACAGAAUGUUUAACACUCGCUAUACGACAGACGCGGCUGUGUACAAACAAUUUGUUACCGAAAGUAGAAGACAAGAUAUGCUUGUUAUAGGGUGCCUUAUUGUUGAAAUAUUCCUACACACUCAUAUGCGUCCUUUGAGAUUAACUAACGAUAAUUUUGUAGAAAGAUAUAAGUGUUGUCGCACAAUAUUAAAAUACAAUUUUAAUUCGAUGCCUAAGUGUGUGAGUUAUAUCGCAUCUUUGCUUUUGAGCGUUGAACCUCCUAGUUUGAGCGGUAAAAGUGACCUGGUGUCAAAAGAGGACACUACGAAAAAAAUGGUCGUGACAGAUAAAGGUUUACCGCCGCCCACGCCGUCCCAAUUAUUACAACCAUUGAUAAUGCAGCAUUUGAUACCAUUUCCACAGACAUUCGGUAUUCUCCAUAACUUAUUGAGUACUUUACAUGACUACGAAUUGACUAACAACGAACUUCACAUUCUAUACACAUACGAAUGCGAUGGCACCCAGUGUGAGAAAUAUCAAAAUAUAGACAAAACUAAAUUGUAUUUUACACAGAAAAUUGCUGAAGGAAAAAUACAAGCUUGUAUCACUCAUUUAGGUAUACUUUUAAAUCAAGUAACCACCGAAAACCAAUUCAAUGUUCUUGAUAUAUUUCUUCAGCAUUACACACAGUUAUUAGAAAACAAAGAGACGUCCGUGCUCGCUGCGUGGCAUUUAUUCAAUGUAAUAAGCAAGGCGUUAGGGCCUGCAGAAACUAUAAAUAAACUUUUAAGAUAUAUUUUGAAUUUAUACGAAGAUGACGAUUACCUUUACGACAAAUCUGAUCAGCAUAAGCUCACAGACGUCGACGCUGUCAAGAGCGCUGGUCUUGCGAGCAAACAAAAAUAUGUAAAGCUUUAUCACCAUAUAUUUCUAUUGCAAUUGAUGGUCAGACUCGGUCUUCAAUGCUUCUUGGAUAACUUUACCCAACAUUUAGUAGAGGCAGUUGGAGGCUAUAAAGAUGUUACUCCAGAAACUGGCUCUCCCGGUCAUCUCUGCCAUAGUCGUGCAAUUUAUAAUAAGAAACCACGAUAUUCUGAUGAUAAUCUUAAAAACGCUCUAACGACUACUUCUGAUAUAUUUUCGCCUGAUACGUCCUACGGUUCUGAACACGUUAGUACUCCAAUUAUAGAAAAAAGUAUAGCUGAAGUUAAUGAAGUUUUGAAAGAGAAAGACCAAGAUAGUAGAAGUGAAAAUGAGUUAUUCCAUUUCGAAAAUGACAAAGAAAGAAAUCCUAGUCGCUGUAGUAGAAGUAAAUCUCCUACGGGCUCUUUAGAUUCAAAUAAUAAAGAUUCUAAUCUCUUACAAACACCUUCUCCAGCAGCAGAAUAUAUUUCACCUGGCAAUUCAAGGUUUUUCACAAAUUUUUCAGCAACAAAUUGGAAAGACACCAGUGAGACAGUUGUAAAAGAUGAAAGCCAAGAUACAUUCCAAGAUUCCAAUAAGCUGCCCAUGUCACCUACCAUCGAUAUACCCAAACCAAUGUUUACGAGUUACUUGCACUUUGCUGAUGAGGAAUCCAAAUCUGAAGGUGUGCCAUCCAGAAAUGAGCCUAAUUUAUGUGAAAUUAAAAGUUUAGAAUUACAAACUAACGUGGAAAAUAAAACAGUUACAACAUCACAAAUACAUAUUGAAGAAAACGACCAAAAUCAUAAUGAUGAAUAUAAAAUAUCGGAUAUGAGUUCAGAAAGUCUUAUUUGGCUAGGACAUAGAUUGGGUCCGGUGCUCACGUGUAGGUAUAUAACGAGAAAUUUGCUUAAAAUGCUCACACUAUGCUAUAUCGGUAAAGAAAAUUUAGCUUCUUGGGAGACUAAUGACAAGGAUGAAUUUGAUGAAAUAUCAAUAGUUAACAGCAAAGUUGUUGGAGACAGGAACGCAAUGAAAGUCAUCAAAUGUCUUACUUCUAUUGUCGCCAUGUAUGGAGAACAGCUAAUAAUAUUUCAAUAUCUGCCACACAUGGGUGAACUGAUUGCGUCUUGUAGGCGUCGCCUGUCGACCCCAUUGGAAGGUGGAGUUGUCGCCUGCUUGCAGCUAAUUAAAUAUCUCUUGCCGUUCAUGUCCGAUGUUAAAGUUAUGGAACAACUGCAGGAUACCCUACUGAAGUCCAUCCUGCAGCCGUCUCUGCGGCUGGCGUCGACGGCGCGCUGUGCGUACCCCAGCGGCGCGGUGGCGCGGCGCGCGCUGGCCCGCAAGUUGGCGGACGCGCUGCACGCGCUCGCGCUGCGCGUGGGGCCCGAGAUGAGCCGCCGGCAUCUCUGCGUGCCGGCUUUGCAGAGGUUCUUUUUGGCUUUCGACAAAGCAACGGGCAAAACUGAAAAUUGGCCCAAGCAUGAUGAGAACAAUUAUGAUAAGUCAUCAGAACCGGAGUCAACAGAUUCAAAGCUGGAAGGAUACCUGGAGAUAUGCAGGGACGGCAGCACGGCGGAGUGGGCCAUCCGCGACGGGCGCGUGGUGCGCGCCGACCUGCCCGAGCUGGCCUGCACGCCGCCGCCCGCCGACCGCCACGACGUCGCCACGCUUUCUGCGCAAGAAGAACUUCUAGUUGUGUUUGAUGAGGAACUCGCAUAUUACUCCUACACAAAAUUUGCCAGAGUCAUCGGCACGGAGGCGCUAGAGCGGUGUCUGAAAAACAGCGAUACUAUACGCAGUCUUUGCUCUAAAUACCGACAGACACAUUUAUUAGGCUCAACACUUCACACACAUCAAGACAAGAAGUUCCAGUCAUCGUUCAGCGACGAGCCAAUAAGCAAGAAGAGCAUCGACAUCCCUCGAGGGGACGCAGACCAGCUGUCCAGCUCCAGCUUCAGCAACAGUUUCGGCUCCAACGUGACGCUGGUGGGCAACAGGAUCGACGUGGCCAGCGACCAGCGCGACGGCUUCGGCGUCGUCGCCUACAACGACGCGGCCGUCAAGAGCGAAAGCAGACAUCUUCGUGGUGACUGGCUAAUCUACUGGGAGCACGAGAUCGGUCGCGCGGACAAGGACACGCGGUUCAACCUGAAGCAGAUCAAGCUGCAGACGUUCGCGGGACACUCGCACUCCGUCAAGUCCAUACACUGCCUCGACAACGAGAACAGCUUCAUGAGUGGCUCCAAGGACAAGACUGUCAAGCUCUGGUCUUUGAGGAAUCAGGGUGACGGUAACGCAACAACCCAAUGCAAUUGGACGUACACGGGGCACAAGAAGGGCGUGGUCUCGCUUACCUUCUUAGAGUCCCUGCGUCUCGCCGUCUCUACGGAUUCCGUUGUUCACAUCUGGGAUCCCUUCAUGGAGAGUGUUGUUUCUCAGUUAGAGAGCAGCCGGUCGCAGGCGGCGGUGAGCAUCGUGCGCACGCUGCCGGGCCCCGCCUGCGCCGUGCUCGCCGCCACCACCGACGCCACGCUGCGCGUGCUCGACGCGAGGGACACGCGCGAGAAUAGAUUCUAUGAGUUGAAGGUGGCGAGCGGCGGCACGUCGUUCAUCCGCUGCAUGUGCGUGUCGCCGGGCGGGCGCUGGGCGUGCGCGGGGCUGGCCAGCGGCGCGCUCGCGCUGCUCGACCUGCGCACCGGCACGCCGCGCGCCACCUGGCGCGCGCACGACGGGGAGGUCCUCCGCGUGGCCGCAGUGGACGACCACCGCGUGCUGAGUUCGGGCCUGGACCAGGUGACUGCGCUGUGGAGGGCAGAUGAUGGCGAACUGAUAGCGCAUCUUAAGGGCAGCACAGAGCCAGUACACUGUCUGUCCGUGUACUACAACGAACUCAUAUCCGGUACCACCAACAACCGCAUCGGUGUACACACUUCUUUGGACCAAGACGCGUCAUUCUCUAGUACAAAAUUAAGAUCUGACACGUUCAAAGGCGUGCUCACUUGUAUGUCUGUUCUACCACUAAAUAGGCUACUUUUAUUGGGCAGCGAUAAUGGCAAUAUUAGUUUACUUUGC
This is a messenger RNA of Brenthis ino (lesser marbled fritillary), 5421 nucleotides long. The record is from the annotation of a GenBank genome assembly. Lineage: Eukaryota; Metazoa; Arthropoda; Insecta; Lepidoptera; Nymphalidae.